GAAGAGCAUAUACACCCUGAAGUUGUAGCUGGUUUGUCGCCUACCGUGCGCGAGCACAUCCGGGCGGCCUUUAAAGAGAUGGCGGAGGAGCACCAGACGCGCAUGGAGCACCUUCUGCUGGAGAGCACCAGGGAGAAGGAGAGGGAGAAGGCCACGCUGCUGUCCGCUUUUGAGGCCGCCAGGCAGGAGGAGCUCAGCCUGACCGCCCAGCUGCUCCAGGAGGUCCGCCAGCAGCUGGACAAGGUCCUCGUCAUCCAGGAGAGACGCGCCGCCAUGGGCCAGGCCUCCAUGUCCGCCAUGGGCUGCCAACUGCAGCUGGUGCAGGCAGAGCAGGAGAAGGAGAGGUGCCAGGCCCAGGAGAGGGAGAGGGAGUUUCAGCAGGAGAAGGAGAGGGCACAGCAGAGGGAGAGAGAGUAUGUGAUGGAGAAGGAGAGGGCACAGCAGAGGGAGAGAGAGUAUGUGAUGGAGAAGGAGGAGGCCCAGCGGAGGGUACAAGAGCUUGUACUGGAGAAGGAGGAGGCCCAGCGGAGGGUACAAGAGCUUGUACUGGAGAAGGAGGAGGCCCAGCGGAGGGUACAAGAGCUUCUUCAGGAGAGGGCACAGGAGAGGGAGAAGGAGAUGGUCCUGAUGCUGGAGACAUUUGCAGUGAGCCAGAGGCUGAUGAUGGAUGAUCUGCAGGCUACGGCAGGGAAAUGGAUGAAGACACAUGCUGCUGGGCAUAACAACACUCCUGCAGUUUUCUUGAUGUGGGGACUGCGCGAGGAGAGCAGAAUGGUGGCGGACAGUAUGCCCGUCAUCCAUGACAAACUGGAGACUUUCCUGAACAAGGAAGCGAUGGAGAAACUGAUAAGAGAGCACCUCCAAAAUGAGGCACAGCUCGAUGCCGAGUUGGAGAGGAGGAGGAGUUACCUGGAGAUGAAAAUGACGGAGAAAAAACAGAGGCUCCAAGCAGCCCAGGAGAAAAAACAGCAAAAGCUGCAGCUGAAGCUUCUCAAGGAGGCAGGGAAAAAGAUGCGCGCCGCAGAAAAGGAGCUGAAGAGGAGAGAGGAGAAGAAGAGAAAGGAGGCCGAGAAGGUGGACAAAAAGAAGGCCAAAGAGGAGCAGAAGGAGACAGAGAGGCAGGAGAGGAGGGAGAGGCGCGAGAGAGGAGGAGGUGCAGUCCGCAGCCUCUUCAGCUGUUUCAGGCCGGCUGUGGCUGACUGAACUGCAUGUGUGUCCUCUGUCCCUCGCCUCUUGUCCCCUGUCCCUCCCCUCUUGUCCUCUCUCUGGCUGUCCUCUGUCCCUCCCCUCUUGUCCUCUCCCUAGCUGUCCCCUGUCCCUCGCCUCUUGUCGUCUCCCUAGCUGUCCCCUGUCCCUCCCCUCUUGUCCUCUCCCUGGCUGUCCUCUGUCCCUCCCCUCUGGUGGUCCACCUGGCUCUCCUCUGUCCCUCCCCUCUGGUGGUCCACCAGGCUCUCCUCUGUCCCUCCCUCUGUCACCCUGUCCUGGACAGUCCUGCCUCUGUCCAUCCCAUGUUUUUCCCCCAAUAAAUCCC
Messenger RNA from Engraulis encrasicolus (European anchovy), 1531 nucleotides. Its product is annotated as trichohyalin-like. Bases 79 to 1203 code for a protein of 374 amino acids. NCBI's taxonomy places the organism in Eukaryota, Metazoa, Chordata, Actinopteri, Clupeiformes, Engraulidae. The transcript has 4 exons. The record is from RefSeq and is a predicted model, not a curated record.